Cydia pomonella (codling moth) is the source of this 1644-nucleotide messenger RNA. RefSeq names its product NADH dehydrogenase [ubiquinone] 1 alpha subcomplex assembly factor 3. Gene Ontology annotation, cellular component: mitochondrial inner membrane. Bases 125 to 694 code for a protein of 189 amino acids. The record is from RefSeq and is a predicted model, not a curated record. Gene Ontology annotation, biological process: mitochondrial respiratory chain complex I assembly. Lineage: Eukaryota; Metazoa; Arthropoda; Insecta; Lepidoptera; Tortricidae. The transcript is spliced from 5 exons.
GAAAUAACCUCAAAAGCUGAUUGUCAAACGAGCAAAACAAACGGGGUCUCUUCCAUGAAUUUCCCCUUUUAAUUCAAUUUUACGGCGUAAAUUGAGACAUAUUUUAACCUAAACUACAAGAAUAAUGUUUCCGAGCAUGGCUAGCCGUGUUCGUGCGGCAUCUAAGCGAACUACGCCGUUGUUGAGUUUUGUUCGGACACACAAAGCAGCUUAUGAAGGGGAGGGCAAAACCACAGUACGAGUGCUGAACCAAGAACAAGAUCUGGGGCUGAUGAUCGAUGCCUAUGCCACGUAUGGGUUCCGGCUAAACAAUGGCAUUACAGUUCUCGGUCCGCUGGCUAUCUUCCCCCGCACCAUCCUAUCGUGGCAGGUGCCACACUCCGAUGCCAUCACACCCGAGUCUCUGACGCUCUUCAAAAUGCUAGAGCCAAAAAUGGAUCUUAUUGUGAUCGGCAUCGAGAGUAAGGAGCGCAGCACGAUAACGAAGGUGUUCAUGGCGGCCAAACAGGCAGGACUUACCGCGGAGAUACUACCCGUAGAGCAUGCGUGUGCUACGUUUAACUUUCUCAACGCUGAGGGACGAACGGUGGCAGCGGCGCUGAUCCCUCCUCUGAACGUGGAGCCCAAUGAGAACGACAUGCUGCAGUCGCAGCUGCACUACCAGAACUUGUACAAGCAGGACCUCUCCGGCUGACCGGUCACCAAUCUCAGUACUGAACUAUGCUCAAUGUGGGGAUAUACAAUCAAAGAUAAUUUAAAAUAGAGGUGAAUUGUCAAAGAAAACUUUGUAGCCACAGUAAAUUUACUGUCAUCUUUCCACACAUAAAGACGGGUGUUUUUUUAGGAAAAAAUGAGUUUUAGCCGAUAUAACAAAACACGUGCUCAUUAUUUUUUGCUGCUCUCAAACAUAUACUCAAACCAGCCAUUAACUAGCAACUUGCUUGAACAUCACUUUCUAUAGGAGUUAGAAGAUUUAGUUAUUUUUUAGUACUUUGGAGGACAAUUUCUUUUCUUGGAUUUUAGUAGUUUGGGCAGCUAAAAAAAAUACGUGUCUGUUAUUUUAGACUACUCUAUAACAUAUAUAAAUAUAAAUCAAAUCGGAACCGGACAGUUGGGUACCUUUCCUUGUUAGUCAAUCUGUGUAAGAAUGUCCCUAUUAUUUAUUUAUCACAGUCCUGUCAUCCUGACGCUCACAAUAUAUUGCAGCGAAGACAUGGGGCAAAAACUCUCAUGUUUGUAUACAUACAGUCAUCAUUUCAGUACCAUUUUGUACCUCGGCACAGUGACAAUUGUAUGAGGUCCCUUACCAAAGAGCAUAUAACCACUAGCGAGAUUCAUAUGAAAUAAUACUGAAAUUAACCUUUUCAACGCCAAAGACCACUAAAACGGUCAUCGUCUGUCGUGCCCGCGACGCCAAUGACCAUUAAAAAGGCUAUGGCGGACGUUGUCAAAGCGACUUUCCUACUGUCAGUUAAGCUUCAUAUUCGCUCUUCAUCAGUUAACUUUUUGGCGUCCAUGGCAUUUCUUAACACGUGUGGAAAAGCGUUCAAAAGGUUAAAUUCUUUGGCUGUCAGGAAGGAAGAGCCUCACUCCUGCUCUAGCCGAUCUCAAUCGAUGCUCUAGUUGCUAUGGCGGGGGGGGGGG